Messenger RNA from Mugil cephalus (flathead mullet), 3782 nucleotides. RefSeq names its product chloride channel, voltage-sensitive 5b (gene clcn5b). The record is from RefSeq and is a predicted model, not a curated record. Gene Ontology annotation, molecular function: voltage-gated chloride channel activity. Bases 295 to 2745 code for a protein of 816 amino acids. Gene Ontology annotation, biological process: chloride transport; transmembrane transport. Lineage: Eukaryota; Metazoa; Chordata; Actinopteri; Mugiliformes; Mugilidae. The transcript has 17 exons. Gene Ontology annotation, cellular component: synaptic vesicle; Golgi apparatus; early endosome.
UUAAGUGGCGAAAAAAACAACAACAACAAAUUCAGCAGAUCAUUUUGCUGGACUCCGCUGUGCACUGGUAUUCGGGAAUACUCGCCUACAUUUGCCUUCUUUUGCGUGUAUAGAAUGGGCAACGAAGGCGUCGUUUUAUGAGGACGGGGGAUGACGCAGGAUUUCCACGGAGCUCAGUUAAGUUUACACAGGCUACUAUUGACAUAAGCAGCUACUGUAGGAGACAAAUCCGAGUCACAAGACUUCUUCACAGAGCUCCCACUGCUGCUCUCUUCAAUCGCAGGUUCUGGAGGGAUGGACAACCCCAACUACCGCUCCGGCAGCUUCGACGGUCUUCAUCUCCCCAGCGAUGACGAUGACGAUGAGAUGGUGGACAUCGCGGGGGCCACCCUGGACUUCUCCAGCACGGACGACGUCCCUCCUCUGAGCUCAGGAGUUUACGAGGAUUUCAGCAGCAGAGGAGCCGGUAUGAACGGUAACGGCCCCAGUAAGCUGGUGGACCCUCUGGAGGACCCGCUGCCUGGAGUGGGCACCUAUGAAGACUUUAACACCAUCGACUGGGUCCGAGAGAAGAGCAAGGACCGGGACAGGCACAGAGAGAUCACCAAUAAGAGCAGACAGUCGACUGUGGCUCUGCUGCACAGCGUCAGCGAUGCCUUCUCCGGGUGGCUGCUCAUGCUGCUGGUGGGACUCAUGUCAGGUGCUCUAGCCGGCGGCAUCGACAUCGCAGCCCACUGGCUGACGGACAUGAAGGAGGGCGUGUGUCUCAUCGGCUUCUGGUUCAACCACGAGCACUGCUGCUGGACGUCCAACGAGACGACUUUCCUGGAGCGGGACCGGUGUCCACAGUGGCAGAGCUGGGCUGAACUCAUUACGGGGACAUCAGAGGGUCCGUUUGCCUACAUAAUGAACUACUUGAUGUACAUAGUGUGGGCGCUGUUCUUCUCUUUCUUGGCCGUCUCGCUGGUGAGGGCCUUCGCUCCGUACGCAUGUGGCUCAGGAAUACCAGAGAUUAAAACCAUCCUGAGCGGCUUCAUCAUCCGUGGAUACCUGGGGAAGUGGACCCUGAUCAUCAAGACCAUCACCCUGGUGCUGGCCGUCUCCUCGGGGCUCAGCUUAGGGAAGGAGGGCCCUCUGGUGCACGUGGCGUGCUGCUGCGCCAACAUACUCUGUCACCUCUUCACCAAGUAUCGGAAGAACGAGGCUAAGCGCAGAGAGGUGUUAUCUGCAGCAGCGGCUGUGGGCGUUUCAGUGGCGUUCGGGGCUCCCAUAGGAGGAGUUCUGUUCAGUCUGGAGGAGGUGAGCUAUUACUUCCCUCUGAAGACCCUGUGGCGUUCCUUCUUCGCUGCCCUGGUGGCAGCCUUCACUCUGCGCUCCAUCAAUCCCUUUGGAAACAGCCGCCUUGUGCUUUUCUACGUGGAGUUUCACGCCCCGUGGCACCUGGUGGAGCUGGCCCCUUUCAUCCUGCUGGGGAUAUUCGGAGGCCUCUGGGGGGCGCUGUUCAUCAAGGCCAACAUCGCCUGGUGCAGGAUCCGUAAAACCACCCGUCUCGGUCACUACCCCGUCAUCGAGGUGCUGGUGGUCGCCGCGGUGACCGCCCUGCUUGCCUUCCCCAACAGUUACACCAGGAUGAGCGGAGCCGAGCUCAUCUCUGAGCUGUUCAACGACUGCUCUCUGCUCGACUCGUCUCAGCUCUGCGGCUACAAACAGCCUACCAACACGUCAGACACCAGUGUAGGUAACAGCCUGGCAGACCGACCAGCAGGGCAGGGACUCUACACAGCCCUGUGGCAGCUGGCCCUGGCUUUAGUCUUCAAGAUGCUGAUCACUGUGAUCACCUUUGGCAUGAAGGUUCCCUCUGGUCUCUUCAUCCCCAGCAUGGCGGUCGGAGCCAUAGCCGGACGGCUGCUGGGAGUGGGCAUGGAGCAGCUGGCCUACUACAACCACGACUGGCUCAUCUUCAAGGGAUGGUGCUCACCAGGCGCGGACUGCAUCACUCCGGGGCUUUACGCCAUGGUCGGAGCUGCCGCCUGCUUAGGGGGAGUGACUCGCAUGACGGUGUCGUUGGUGGUCAUCAUGUUCGAGCUGACUGGAGGUCUGGAGUACAUCGUUCCCCUCAUGGCUGCGACCAUGACCAGCAAAUGGGUGGCAGAUGCUUUUGGAAGAGAAGGGAUUUACGAGGCCCACAUCAGGCUCAACGGUUACCCGUUCCUGGAGCCCAAGGAAGAGUUCGAGCACAGCAGCCUGGCUGUGGACGUGAUGAGGCCGAGGAGGGCGGACCCUGCUCUGGCUGUGCUCACGCAGGAUGGCAUGACCGUAGGGGAGGUGGAGACUUUGGUGGAGAGCACUCACUACAGCGGCUUCCCUGUGGUCGUCUCUCAGGAGUCCCAGAGGCUUGUGGGAUUUGUACUCAGGAGAGACCUUCUCAUAUCAAUAGACAAUGCCCGGAAGCGUCAGGAGGGCAUCGUCAGUGCCUCCCAGGUGGUGUUCACUGAGCAUGCUCCGUCCCAGCCUGCCGACGCGCCGCCUCCCCUCCGCCUGAGAGGCAUCCUGGACCUGAGCCCCUUCACAGUCACCGACCACACGCCCAUGGACAUCACUGUGGAUAUUUUCAGGAAACUGGGGCUGCGACAGUGUCUAGUUACACAUAACGGGAGGCUUCUGGGAAUCAUCACUAAAAAGGACAUACUGAAACACAUGGCGCAGAUCACCAACAGAGACCCUGACUCCAUCCUCUUCAACUGAACUCCUUCGUCCUUCUGUUCAUACUCGUCUCAGCCUCUCCUCUGUAGAACAGGGGAUACGAAGACACCAGCUUGUACACUUAAACGAAAUGCACCUUUACCUCGUCAACUUUAGAGAAAACUCAGUAAGUUUGGGUUUUGUUUGCACAGGCGAUUUGAGAACAAUGGAUUUUUUAUUUCUUCGUAACUCGGAGGCGUUCUUGGCUUUCUGAAAGAGAGUGCACCACUGGGGAAAAUGACCCAUCCUUCCUGACGCUGCUGGCCCCAAUGUCAACCCAGAAGAAUGUAGGACACAGAUAAGUCUAAGGAAUAAGGAAUACUUGGCCUUGGCUUUUUUUCUUUUCUUUUUUUUUCUUUGUAUUUUCUUCCCCAUUUUCAAAGAAACCUGCAAUCCACCGUCCUUCCUCAUUCGAUUCGUUUGCGAGCAAAGGAAGGUGGGAACAGACAAUCCUCUGUGGAUCCUGAUGAGAGAGAGGAAACCAGGUGGAAGAGGAGGAAGAGGAAAAUAAAGACAUCAGCGAAGAUAAAGAGAUGCUUUGGGAGCUCUGUGCCUGCCCUCCAGCCAUCACAGCAAGCCCAGACAGAGCACUAAGAGCUGGGGCUGAUGGAUGCUCAGACCCCUCCCCCCCUCACCUCCUUCUGAAAGGUUUCCUGUAGCUGUGGGGGUGAAGGAUACAGGAGUGUGAGAAGAGGCUCUAAUGCACCAUACAUACACUCCGUACUGACUUCCAUGACAGCCUGGGAACUCUCCAGACAUGUCUUUGUGUUGGGAUACGGCUCCAGCCUGGGAACAAGGCAGUGUUAUCCUGCCGUACUUAUAUUCUCACUAUGGCAAAUAUAUUCUCAUACAAAACAAAUCAUGUAGACAAUGCUGCAAAAAAAAACAAAAAAAAAAAAAACCUACAAAAUAAAACCAUGUCAUGCCUUACGGCUGCUGUGGAAGGGCUAAAAUAUAUGAAAAGAAAGAAUCAUGACACAUAAAUUAAUUUAUGUAAAUGUUAAAUUGUUUGUCCCACUAAAUUAUUUCACUGACUUAAA